CCCGAGCACGCGCUACCUGAGGACCCGCGCGCGCGCGCCUGGCAGCCCCUGCCCCGCCCGCACGCGACGUUGCCAGGCCCGCGAUGGCCCCCGACCCGGAGGCCGCCGAGACGCCCGGCCCGCGCUACUUCACCUGGGACGAGGUGGCGCGGCGCUCCGGGCGCGAGAAGGAGCGGUGGCUGGUGAUUGACCGCAAGGUGUACAACAUCAGCGAGUUCAACCGCCGGCACCCGGGGGGCUCCCGGGUCAUCAGCCACUAUGCGGGGCAGGAUGCCACGGAUCCCUUUGUGGCAUUCCACAUCAACAAGGGCCUCGUGAGAAAGUAUAUGAACUCCCUCCUGAUUGGAGAACUAUCUCCGGAGCAGCCCAGCUUUGAGCCCACCAAGAAUAAGGAGCUGACCGAUGAGUUCCGGGAGCUGCGGGCCACGGUGGAGCGGAUGGGGCUCAUGAAGGCCAACCACGUCUUCUUCCUGCUGUACCUGCUGCACAUCCUGCUGCUGGAUGUUGCUGCCUGGCUCACUCUCUGGGUCUUUGGGACAUCCCUUGUGCCUUUUCUCCUCUGUGCAGUGCUGCUCAGCACAGUUCAGGCCCAGGCUGGCUGGCUGCAGCAUGACUUUGGGCACCUGUCCGUCUUCGGCACCUCUGCAUGGAACCACCUGCUACAUCAUUUUGUAAUUGGCCAUCUGAAGGGGGCCCCUGCCAGCUGGUGGAACCACUUGCACUUCCAGCACCAUGCCAAGCCCAACUGCUUCCGCAAAGACCCAGAUAUCAACAUGCAUCCCUUCUUCUUUGCCUUGGGGAAGAUCCUCUCUGUGGAGCUUGGAAAAAAGAAGAAAAAGUACAUGCCAUACAACCACCAGCACAAAUACUUCUUUCUGAUUGGGCCCCCAGCCUUGCUGCCUCUCUACUUCCAGUGGUAUAUUUUCUAUUUUGUUAUCCAGCGCAAGAAAUGGGUGGACUUGGCCUGGAUGAUCACCUUCUACGCCCGCAUCUUCCUCACUUAUGUGCCACUGUUGGGACUGAAAGGCGCCCUGGGUCUUUUCUUCAUAGUCAGGUUCCUGGAAAGCAACUGGUUUGUGUGGGUGACACAGAUGAACCACAUCCCCAUGCACAUUGAUUAUGACCAGAACGUGGACUGGGUCUCCACCCAGCUCCAGGCAACAUGCAAUGUCCACAAGUCUGCCUUCAAUGACUGGUUCAGCGGACACCUCAACUUCCAGAUCGAGCACCACCUUUUCCCCACCAUGCCUCGACAUAAUUACCACAAAGUGGCUCCCCUGGUGCAGUCCCUGUGUGCCAAGCACGGCAUAGAGUACCAGUCCAAGCCCCUGCUCUCAGCCUUCGCCGACAUUGUCCACUCACUGAAGGAGUCGGGGCAGCUCUGGCUAGAUGCCUACCUUCACCAGUAACAGCAGUCCCCCACAAGGAAGAGGAAAAAGGGGAGCCUCUGGAGUCAAAGCAAACGGGAGCCUGGGGGCAAUGCCACUAGAAUUCUAAUAUUCAGAGGGGGGUGGGUUUGGGGAGAUAAAGGCUCUGACUCACGCCUCUCCCCUUUAUCUUUUAGGCACAGUUCUGAGACCCAAAGAGGGGUGGGGGAACAUGCAAGCCCCUGGAAAGAGGGAGGAGCUGUUGGGGCAGGGAUGAGGAUUUGGUUGUUUUCUUCUAGUUCGGCAGAUGCAUGUGGUUGGUGAGCAGAGAGGGAGCCAGGAGGGUGUUAGAGGAACAGGGGACAUCUACUGAGCCCAGGAGUGUCAGGAAAAGAUUUAGCACUGAAAUGUCACCUGGGCAGCAGGUUAGCUCUUCACACUGGGCCACUUCUCAGUGCCUUCUCCACCCCCACAUGCAAGCCUCAGAGGUUUGUUCAUAAGCUAGAGGGAGACAAUGGCUGCAACUUUUGAGCAAGAUUUAGAAAGGAAGCAUUAGUACCUAGACGUCUAGGGCCCAGCACAACCCAGUGCCUGCGAGCUCCAGUCACUGCCCAGGGCCAGGAGUGACCUGUGUCUACAAGGUGUAUGCCUCAGGCUCCGGGGAGAGGCCAGUUCAACUUCAGUGGCAUCAGGGCAAAGGCCAGGACUGCAGUCCUGGGGCCCUGGGGCCCUGUGACCCUACGGGAACGUGGCCCUGCUUAUUCUGGUCUUGAACUCUGGGUGCAGAGAAUUGCUGGCCAUUAAAAAUCCCUUUACCUCUUGAUUCACCUCUUCUCACCACCACCCAAAGGACAGAACAUUCCUCGCAAGUCAGCAGAUGGGGGAACUUAAAUCUUUUUUUCCUCUCUAGAAACAAAGGGGGCUCCCAGUGGCCUCACUGCCUGUAAUUCCAAGUUUCAUAAAAUAGCAGUCAGUGAGUCCAGGUGACCAAGUUGAGACAUACUGGCCUAAUCAGUCAUGAGAAAAAAACAAAAGUCUGAGUAAUAAAGACUAGAAGGGAUAUAAACAGAAACGUUCUAUAACCUAAAUUGUUAGGGCAUUAUUUUUGAGGAGGGGGUGGUAAACAUAAUCACUUCAUAGUCUGAACCAGAAAUAGGAAGAUCAAAACACAGAGAGGUACAUGGGCAUCAUGGCCGUGGAUCAGCUUCUCAUUCUAGCCACUCUGUUCCAGCGCCUUAUUCUCCUGGGGAGCAGGCUGGAAUUUAGCGUCAUCACUUCCUACUGAAACAACAUUCCUUUAAUCUUCUGGUUUUUAAGAGAGAAACAUUUUACCUGUCUCUCCAGGGUGACCAUAGGAACAUGCCCGAGUCUCCCCUGGCUCCAGGGCUCCCCGUUGGCCUUCUCUCUUCCCCUCCCCAAGCCCACAGCCUUGCAAGCCAGCUGAGGGACUCAUUUCCUCACCUGCUCAACAGCAGUAAGCAUUUUGGGCACUGGGAGAAGAGAACCUCAAGCUAGCAGGAAAAGGCUGAGCCCCGAACUUUCAGUUCUGGGACAGAGUAGCAGCAAUCGGAAAUGAGGUGGGAAGCAUUGCCAGAGGUACUUCCUGUGGAGGAGCUGGCCAGCUCGAAGGGGUGUCAGAACAGGGACAACAGCAGGUGGGGGAGAACAGGUGGCAGAGCGUUCAAAUCCUUUCCAUUUGGGUAGAUCUGAAUCCGAAUUGAAAAGUUAUACCUUCAGUGGCUUCCUCACGCCACAAAAGGUGCUGUUCCUUUCCUGUCCCUCUGUUCCCGGUCACCUGAGAUUUGGGUGUGGGUGCCACCAGCUUGUCCAAGCCAUCUGGCUUUGGGUGCUAGGCUGCCCCAUCUGAGGAAACACUGUUGAGCCAAGACCAGGCCCUCAAGGCACCACAACCACCGUGGCCUUCUCUCCUCAGCCUAUACCAGCGUGGUCUCUCGUAGCCACAAAGGGGUGUGUUGUGAUGAAAAGCCCAGAAUGUUACCAUGCUAACCUGAGUCAUCUCAAAUCCAAACCCUGACAGAUGAGCAAACAGGCUUACAGGGAGAAGUGACCGCUAGGCACAUAGAUUGUGGCAGAACUAACAUCUGAACUGACUAUAAAAUCUCCAACUUCUGUGUUUCUCUCUGGUACUUUCAGUUUCCCACCACCUGCCCAGAGGCAUCUUCUUUAGUUAGGCCUGGUAUCAGUAUCCUUUUUGCGUAUGCCAAUUUUGUAACCCCGUCCUGAUGAAGUAAAGCUGAAAAAUAAAGUUAAUUUUGAUCAAAUGAA
This is a messenger RNA of Choloepus didactylus (southern two-toed sloth), 3653 nucleotides long. It is a transcript of the gene FADS1, whose product is annotated as fatty acid desaturase 1. Gene Ontology annotation, molecular function: oxidoreductase activity, acting on paired donors, with oxidation of a pair of donors resulting in the reduction of molecular oxygen to two molecules of water. The record is from RefSeq and is a predicted model, not a curated record. Gene Ontology annotation, biological process: lipid metabolic process. Gene Ontology annotation, cellular component: membrane. NCBI's taxonomy places the organism in Eukaryota, Metazoa, Chordata, Mammalia, Pilosa, Megalonychidae. The transcript has 12 exons. Bases 84 to 1409 code for a protein of 441 amino acids.